AUGUCUCACUCUUACGCUCAACCGUCGUUUCCUGCCGAACAGUCGGCUUCGCAGGCAAAGAAUUCUCAAGCAUGCGGCUACAACACACGCAGUCCAGCUGUUAAACGACUCUUGCGAGAAGCCAAGGAACUGCGAGAGGAUGACAGUGACGAUUACUGUGCUGAACCUCUUGAAGAUAAUAUCUUUGAAUGGCAUUUUGUAAUUCGAGGUCCCAUGGAUUCCGAAUACGAAGGCGGAAGAUACCAUGGCCGAAUACUUCUCCCGCCAGAAUAUCCUUUUAAGCCGCCAAAUAUUAUGCUUACUACUCCAAACGGUCGGUUUGUACCUAACAAGAAGAUUUGCCUAAGUAUUACUGGGUAUCAUCCAGAGUAUUGGUUGCCCGCCUGGGGAAUUCGAACAGUUAUAUUAGCACUAAUUGGCUUUAUGACGACUAAAGCGAAUGGUGCGAUCGGGGGUGAUGAUAGUUAUUCACCCGAGGAUCGUAAGCUUUUGGCUAAACGGUCUCGAUACGAUAAAUGCAAAAUAUGUAAUGUACCUAACAUAGAGCUGCUCCCAGAUAGAACACGCAACGAUAAAGCGCCAGCUCGCGAAACUUUGGAUAGAGAGAAGAUUGUAAUGUAUUAUGAAGAUGCGUUCAAGGCGAUGUCUAAUAACAACACUAUUACGGACGUUGCAAGUUCUGAAGAGACAUCUGGCCAAUCGGCGGAGGAGACGCCCGAUCAAUUGGCAGAAGCGACACCCGAUCAAGUAGUGGAAGAGACGCCCGAUCAAGUAGUGGAAGAGACGACCGAUCAAUUACUGGAAGAGACGCCCAUGCCAGCUAAUACGUCACAUAAACCACGAGACAUUGUUUUCAUUGACAUCUUGAUUGGGAUUGUUCUGGCCAUCGUAAUGACAUUGAUCGUUAAGAAGUUCAUGUAG
Molecule: messenger RNA, 921 nt
Organism: Paraglomus occultum
Lineage: Eukaryota; Fungi; Glomeromycota; Glomeromycetes; Paraglomerales; Paraglomeraceae
Source: the annotation of a GenBank genome assembly